This is a messenger RNA of Penicillium pulvis, 681 nucleotides long. RefSeq lists its product as uncharacterized. Lineage: Eukaryota; Fungi; Ascomycota; Eurotiomycetes; Eurotiales; Aspergillaceae. The record is from RefSeq and is a predicted model, not a curated record. The coding region runs from base 1 to 681 and encodes 226 amino acids. The transcript has 4 exons.
AUGGCUGCUCCCGCCAAUAUCACAAUCAAGAACCUCAAUGGGCAGUGGGUAAUGGACGCAGGCCUGUCCGACCCCACUGAUCCCAUCCUGACUCUGCAAGGCGUGAGCUGGUUCCUCCGCAAAGCCCUACCUUACGCUACUGUCACCUUGCACGUGAAAGAGUAUGCUGACUCCGAAAACUCGCUGGUGUACCACAUCGAUAUCGAUCAGAUUAUUACCGGUGGCAUCACGGGUACUAAGGAAUCGCGUACUUUGGACUGGCAGGAGCGCAGCCACGUGGAUACCAUCUUUGGAACAGUUCACGGCCGCUCGCGUAUGUUCCGCGGUGCUAAGGGGGGUGAUGGAAAGACUCGCCCGGCUGUUGAUGUGCAGAGCAAGGUUGGAGAGCCCGAGGCCGAUGCUAAGGUCCAGAAGUUCCUGCGUGGUGAGAUCCAGCUUGAUGGGUCAGCCAGCGAAGGUUUCAUCGUUGAUGAUGAGGGCGCAGAGUUCGGAGAGGGUGAGGGACUUUGGGUGCAGAGCUAUGUUGUGAAUCAGGAGGUCGGGUGGACUGCUGAGCAGGUCUGGGGAUUCGAGCUUGUCCAGGGCGAGCGCCGUUACACUCGUCGCGUCGCUGUUGUCAAGGAUGGCAAGGUUGAGUUGGGACGUCUGGUUUACACUUUCCAAGAGCCACAGGCUGAGUAG